This is a messenger RNA of Drepanopeziza brunnea f. sp. 'multigermtubi' MB_m1, 1461 nucleotides long. RefSeq lists its product as uncharacterized. The record is from RefSeq and is a predicted model, not a curated record. Gene Ontology annotation, molecular function: protein binding. NCBI's taxonomy places the organism in Eukaryota, Fungi, Ascomycota, Leotiomycetes, Helotiales, Drepanopezizaceae.
AUGGCGAAACGAAAGCGCACGCAAAACCUCACCGCCGAGCACAAUGCCGCCGCCAGUAAGGUAGCAGCUUCUGCCAAAAGAAUCAAACCAGCCCCCAAGCCAGCUCCCUCUCCCUCUACCACCCAAGAGCCCAUCACCAUCCAGAUCGUCGCGGGGUCCUACGACCGAGUCCUCCACGGGGUCACGGCGACCAUCUCCUCUACCGAUGAAGCCCAGUUCGCAGAUACCUUCCUCUUCAACGCCCACACUACCGCAAUCCGCUGUCUGGCACUCUCUCCUGUGUCCGCACCCGUCCCCAAACAGACCCAGAAGAUCAUCCUCGCGAGCGGCAGCACCGACGAGCGCAUAAAUCUGUACCACCUCUCGGCUCAUGCCCCCUCGCACAUCACCGUCCCCGAGCUCAAAGGGUUCAAGACCAAAGCCGUGGUCGAGAACCCGCAGAACCGCUCCUUGGGCUCGCUACUGCACCAUUCGAGUACAAUCACUGCGCUGUACUUCCCGAACCGGAGUAAGCUGCUGAGUUCGGCGGAGGACAGUACGAUUGCGGUGACACGCACCAGGGAUUGGACGCUGUUGUCUACCAUCAAGGCGCCGAUACCGAAACCCGUUGGGAGACCGAGUGGGGAUACGGCGCCGUUAGGGGGUGUGCCGAGUGGUGUUAAUGACUUCGCAGUGCAUCCUUCAAUGAAAUUGAUGAUAUCUGUGGGGAAGGGAGAAAAAUCCAUGCGGCUGUGGAAUUUGGUCACGGGAAAGAAGGCGGGAGUGUUGAAUUUCGACAGGUCAAUGUUGGUCGAGGCAGGAGAGGGUAAACAUAGCAGCGGAGAGGGCCGGAAAGUCGCUUGGGGCUCGACGGAUGCUGGAGAAGAAUUCUGUGUUGGAUUUGAGCGGGGUGCUUUGAUCUUUGGGAUGGAUAGCAAGCCAAAAUGCAAGGUUACGCCGGAAGCGAAGACGAAGAUACAUGAGCUGUGCUACAUCCGGGUGCAUGAAGAGGAGGAUAUCCAAGUUUUGGCCGUCUCGACAGAAGAUGGAAGGAUAUUAUUUUACUCGACCCGACCCGCGGAUCUCGUCACAGCAUCUCUGGCGGAAGGCAAGGAGGCGCCAUUACCUUCCGCGAAACUGCUCGCCCAGCUCGGCGGCAAGGACGUAAAGCUCACCGGCCGCAUCAAGGACUUUACAGUCUUGACCAUCGGAGAUAAAGCAUCGAAGGGGUUCAUAAUCGUAACAGGCGGCAGCGAUGGCGCUCUGCGGCUAUGGAGAUUGUCAGUCAGGGACCUGGCAGCACAUAGCGGAAACACAAGGCAGAUUGGAAAGUUACUAGGAACAUACGAGACUACGAAUCGAAUCACAUGCCUCAAAGCGUUUGUCAUGUUGCCGAAGAUGGAGGGGGCAGCAGAUGAGAAUAUCGAGGAUUAUGAGGGUGUGGACGAUGGCGAGGAGGCGAGUAGCUCUGAUAGCGAGUAA